AUGUUCAGUGGCUCCUCGAGCCCACCCAAAGAGAGACUAGAUACCAUCCCACAUUCGACUGCCAUCGACACCCCUUCCAAGGGCGUGGUGACCGAAGAAGCCGGCGUAGUGCAGAAGAAAUUCUCUCCUCCCGGUGGAUUCUUUACACGACGAACGAGCGAAGACCAAGCCCCUUCCGCCGACAAGAAGCGCCGGAGUAGCACGGUCACAAAAGCGGCCACCUUCUUCUCUAACGCGAAGAACUCGUUAAGCCUGAGCAGUAGUCCUCGUGAAAGCACUUUGGCCAACUACAACCCUCGGCCCGCAUCAACGCUGCAUUCAGCCGGGAAUAUGGAUCCUGCAUUGAGCGUUCCCCAAGGUUCAUUGAAUAACUCGGCCGGAGAAUCGCUGCCGACCCUCCAUUCAUCAUUCAGGGUUGGCGUCACGGAAGAUCGGAAUCGAAAAUGUCGUCGGACUAUGGAAGAUACGCAUGCGUAUCUCUACAACUUCCUGGGAUCGCCUUCAUCUUCAACCCCAGCCAAGUCCGGGACCAACGAUGGGGGUGACGUUUCGCCGACUGCCGAAGAUAGUACCAGCGUUGUCGAGACUGAUAACGGAUAUUUCGCUAUCUUUGAUGGACACGCAGGCACUUUCGCCGCCGAGUGGUGCGGAAAGAAGCUCCAUCUGAUCCUGGAAGAAGCCAUGCGAAAGAAUCCGAACACACCUGUCCCGGAACUUCUCGAUCACACAUUCACUGCGGCCGAUCAACAAUUAGAGAAGCUGCCUGUGAAAAACAGCGGCUGCACUGCUGUUAUUGCUCUUCUGAGAUGGGAAGACAGAGUGUCGGGUUCGAAUCCGGUGACGAAUUCUGCCAACAAAGACGAUAGCAAUUCGGAAGCUGGGGACACCCCCACGCAGCUGACCACUACCGGCAAAUCAUUCCCUAAGACGCAAGGGAAAGCCCAACGCCAUCGUAUAUUGUACACAGCUAACGUUGGAGAUGCGCGUGCCAUUUUGUCCCGCAAUGGGAAGGCGCUGCGGUUGUCCUAUGACCAUAAAGGUAGCGAUGAGAAUGAGGGCAAGCGGAUAGCCCACGCUGGAGGGUUAAUACUCAACAACAGGGUUAAUGGUGUCCUUGCGGUAACCAGAGCCUUGGGUGAUGCAUAUCUCAAAGAUCUAGUCACCGGGCAUCCCUACACAACAGAAACGGUGAUCCAGCCGGACGCCGAUGAGUUCAUCAUUUUGGCAUGCGACGGAUUGUGGGAUGUUUGCAGCGACCAGGAAGCCGUAGACCUUAUUCGGAACGUCCACGAUGCGCAGGAAGCAUCGAAAAUCCUCGUCGACCAUGCUCUUUCGCGUUUCAGCACCGACAAUCUAUCAUGUAUGGUGAUCCGAUUCGACACCGAGCGCGUGAAAAGCGUUGCCAACCGAGUCGUUGAGCCCAUCGGCGUCGACGGCGACCCGCCCACGAACGUCGAGCGCGGCGUGAGCGAAGCCGAGAAGAUCGUCGAAGGAGCGAGAAAGAGCAUGGCCAACGCCGGGAUAUCAGACGACCCGGAGACCGCCGAAAAGGCCAACGAAGAAAUAUUACAGAAAAUGUCGGACGACGAGCCCGGGCCCGAGCUUUCGGUCAACGAGCACAGUGACACGCCCAUAUUGAUCCCUGCAGCCUACCCUAAUCCAAAAGGUGGAUGGUUAGCACUGGCAUGA
Messenger RNA from Aspergillus steynii IBT 23096, 1689 nucleotides. RefSeq names its product type 2C protein phosphatase PTC1 (gene ptcG). Bases 1 to 1689 code for a protein of 562 amino acids. Gene Ontology annotation, biological process: protein dephosphorylation. Lineage: Eukaryota; Fungi; Ascomycota; Eurotiomycetes; Eurotiales; Aspergillaceae. The record is from RefSeq and is a predicted model, not a curated record. Gene Ontology annotation, molecular function: cation binding; protein serine/threonine phosphatase activity. The transcript is spliced from 3 exons.